UGCCGGUGGCGCUAGAGAACUUAAUUUGACCACACCUGCCGGGACAAGAUGAAGAUGCUGGGGAUUCUCGCUCUGACCUGUGCGCUCUUUCCUCUGGCCACUGGCCUCAGCUGUAAUCAGUGUUUACCAACAUCACUCAUUUCCACGUGCACACAAAGUCAGGUAACAUGCCUUCCUGCAUUCACACAGUGCUUUACAGGGACUUUGAAAGCUACAGGGAUUACUGAUUUAACGGUGAAGUCAUGCAUGCUACCAGAGGUGUGCACAGGGGAUCCUUUAUCGAUAAAUACUGGAGCAUUGAAGCUGACUGCAAAACUAGACUGCUGUUCCACAGAUAACUGCAACUCCAAUACUCCUCCUGCUGCUUAUACAGACACUACCCCCAGUGGUCUGAAGUGUUAUUACUGUGAUGGAACUGUCUGCAAUAAGACUCUGACUUGUCAAGGGGUUGAAAAUCGCUGUAUCACGGCUGAUUUAAGUAACCAGAUUGUCAAGGGAUGUGCCAGUAACAGCGUCUGUACGGCAACUAUAGGAGAUCUGUCACAGGUAUUAGGCCAGGCAUUCAAUACCACAUGCUGUUCUGGAAACCUGUGCAACAACGCCAUGCGCACAGGGCAGAGUGUAUUUCUCCUGCUGGUGCCUCUUGCUUUCAUCAAGCUCUUCAACUGAGAGCUGAUAACGCCCACAUGCCUCCUUCUGGAAAGAACGAAUGUUAUACAAGUCGUAUAGAUGCCUGAUGAAGAAUGGUUAUCAAUCUCUUUGCAGUAUGGCUUGCAUUUUGUUAUGCGUGUCUGCAUAUGAAAAAUGACCUUCAUGAAUUGGAUUUUUCCCCCCUGAUUGGAAAGAAUUGUAUCACCCCCUUAGAGGUCUGCAGUGUUGUAUUAUUGAUCACAGCAAUUAAUUCCUCUCUGUGUUUCUGUAGCAGAAUUAGAUAAGGUCCUGUCUCUGAGGGCAGGAUUCCUGCAGGCUUUACAUUCAUAUAAUUACAUUAGCAAAUGAUCAAAACCUACAAAAAUGCAGGUGAUUGGACUCCUUAUCCAACUAUUUAGUUUAAUUAGGAAAUUACUUCAGGUGCAAUGUAAGCCAAAGUGCUGGAUCUGUCCAUUACUAAUCUAUAAAACACAUAUAACGUACAAACAUCAAGAAAUGUUUUUUGAUGACAUAAAAUAAAAUUAAGACCAAAA
Molecule: messenger RNA, 1184 nt
Organism: Lepisosteus oculatus (spotted gar)
Lineage: Eukaryota; Metazoa; Chordata; Actinopteri; Semionotiformes; Lepisosteidae
Source: RefSeq, a predicted model, not a curated record